AGCAAACUGACAGAGAGUCAGACCUGCAGCCACCCUUGAGCUCCGCACACCCAUCUGUCUAAGUGGGGUGUUGACCACGAGCUGAAAAGAAGAAAGGCAGAAAAGCUGUUGUUUUAAAUAAAACCUAGACGUCAUCUAUGAUACUCUUAUUUAGUGAUUGAGACUGGGACCACAUCAAAGAUGGACGACAUUGAUGCCAUGUUCACAGACAUGCUGCAGGAGAUGGAUCUCCUCACGCAGAGUCUGGCAACUGACGCUCCAGAGCAUCAGCCCACCUCCAAGUCCAGCCAGGAACUCAACUUCUCUAUUGGCUUCACAGAUCUGAAUGCGUCACUUAAUGAGCUGGAGGAUAACGAUCUGGAUGCUCUGAUGGCUGAUCUGGUGGCCGACCUGAACGCCACAGAGGAAAAGUUUGCUUCCGAGAGGGGGGGCGUGAAAGAUUCCACGCCAGCUCCGUCUCUAAAUGUUCCAAAAGUUCAUUUUACCCCUGCAGCCCCCAUGGCCCCCCAACCCUCCCAGUCUAAAGCUGAACUGACCCGUUUACCCAGUAAUAUGUCUGGUUUGACCUCAACCACCAACAGCACUUCAUUACCACCUCUUCCAUCUUCAAACUCUAAACCUUCUAUGGAGGAAACAGAGGAACAGAUGAAAGCAGACAAAAUCAAACUCGCUCUGGAAAAGCUGAAAGAAGCCAAAGUGAAGAAGCUGAUAGUGAAGGUGCAGAUGACAGACGGAAGCACCAAGACUCUGAUGGUGGACGAGAGACAGACGGUGAGGGACGUGUUGGACAACCUGUUUGAAAAAACACACUGUGACGGCAACGUGGACUGGUGCGUGUGUGAGACCAACCCUGAGCUGCAGACAGACCGAGGCUUUGAGGACCACGAGAACCUGGUGGAACCUCUCUCAGCAUGGACACGGGACAGCGAGAACAAAGUGGUUUUCCAGGAGAGGAAGGACAAGUAUGAGGUUUUUAAAAAUCCACAGAACUUUUAUUUGUGGAAGAAGGAGAAGAAGUCACUGAAGGACAUGAAAGAUAAAGAUAAAGAGCUGCUUCUGGAGGAGAACUUCUGCGGGCCGUCAGUGAUCGUGCCUGAUCUGGAAGGAGUGCUACAUCUGAAAGAGGAAGGCAAGAAAACCUGGAAGCCUCGAUACUUCCUGUUGCGUGCCUCUGGACUGUAUUACCUACCCAAGGGGAAGAAUAAGGCAUCUAAAGACAUGGUGUGUCUUGUGCAGUUUGAUAAUAUGAAUGUGUACUACUGUGCCGACUACAAAACCAGAUACAAAGCCCCUACUGACUACUGCUUCAUCCUCAAGCAUCCUCAGAUCCAGAAGGAGUCUCAGUACAUCAAGUACCUGUGUUGUGAUGAUGAAUGGACCAUGAACUUGUGGGUUACGGGGAUCCGUAUUGCAAAGUAUGGUAAGACAUUAUAUGAGAACUAUAAGACUGCUAUGAGAAAAGGUUCAUCGCUCUCUUCAGUUUGGACAAACCGGAACCUCCAGCCAAGUCCUUCGUCCUCCACCGCAUCCACACCAUCUCCAACACCGAAAGCCAAAGCAGCUAACGGACACGCUCCUCAGCCUCAUUCAGAGCCGGUGCUCAAGGCCCCAGCUAUGAUUCCACCACCUCCAGCUGAAGUCCUGCCCCCUCCACCAAAUCCUGAACACUCCAUGCCUGUAAAGAAGAAGCUCCCACCGCUCACCCCUCAGCGUGCCAUGCCCUCUUUCCCUGCUCCAACAUCAGACUUUCCGCUUCCUCCGCCUCCGAGUGACGACAUGGAGCUUCCUCCUGAUUUCCUACCGCCACCUCCUCCCAUCAUGUCAGAGGAGUUUCCUCUGCCUCCUCCCAUGAUGUUGGGAGAGCUUCCACCGCCUCCUCCAGAUUCGUUCCUCCCUCCUCCUCCAGCUAUAGGCGGAGAUCAUCUUCCGCCACCACCUCCUCCUCCUCCAGCUAUAGGCGGAGGUCCUCCUCCGCCACCACCUCCUCCUCCUCCAGCUGCAGGUGGAGGUCCUCCUCCGCCACCUCCUCCUCCUGCUACCGGUGGAGGUCCUCCUCCACCACCUCCUCCUCCACCUUCCGGAGGAGGAUUCAAUCCCUCCAGAGCUUCUCUGAGGAAAGUUGCACCUCCGCCUCCAAAGAGGACUACGCCGUCAGUAGCGGCUCCCUCCGGUGGUGACUUCAUGUCAGAACUCAUGGUGGCCAUGCAUAAAAAACGCAGUGGGCCGUGAACCUGUGGUAAAUUCAGCCUUGUCUCUACAGAUUAAACGACUUCUGACAAUGCACGUGCUGUAAAUAUGAGAAUUUGUCUGGAUCAAUGAGGACUUAACUAUCAGUUAUUACAAUUAUUAAUAUUACAAUAAAUGUAGCACAAAUGUA
Tachysurus vachellii is the source of this 2377-nucleotide messenger RNA. It is a transcript of the gene apbb1ip, whose product is annotated as amyloid beta (A4) precursor protein-binding, family B, member 1 interacting protein. The record is from RefSeq and is a predicted model, not a curated record. Bases 181 to 2229 code for a protein of 682 amino acids. The transcript is spliced from 14 exons. Gene Ontology annotation, cellular component: plasma membrane; cytosol. NCBI's taxonomy places the organism in Eukaryota, Metazoa, Chordata, Actinopteri, Siluriformes, Bagridae. Gene Ontology annotation, biological process: signal transduction.